GCCCCCGGCCGCGCGAACGCGAGCCCCGCCCUGCGCGCCUUCCCUCCUGCGCUCGCCGGCCUCUUCUGCCUCUUAGAACCUUCCUGCGGUCGUGCUUGCAUCUCGCUGCUGCAGCCUCCCGGGCUCCGGUCCAUCCUUUCAGUCUGAGACCGGCCCAGAAGAAAAAAACCCCAAAAACCUUAAUUUUCUUUCUUGUUCGGUACCUACAUUGGAACCAUCAAAAACAAUUAUUUCAGUAAACCGUAGCCAUGAGGGAAAUCGUGCACAUCCAGGCCGGACAGUGUGGCAACCAGAUCGGUGCUAAGUUCUGGGAGGUGAUAAGCGAUGAACAUGGCAUCGACCCCACCGGUACCUACCACGGUGACAGCGACCUGCAGCUGGACCGAAUCUCUGUGUACUAUAAUGAAGCCACAGGUGGCAAGUAUGUCCCUCGAGCUAUCUUGGUGGAUCUAGAACCUGGGACUAUGGACUCCGUUCGCUCAGGUCCUUUUGGCCAGAUCUUCAGACCAGACAACUUCGUUUUCGGUCAGUCUGGGGCAGGCAACAACUGGGCUAAAGGCCACUACACAGAGGGAGCUGAGUUGGUUGACUCUGUCUUGGAUGUGGUGCGGAAGGAGGCGGAGAGCUGUGAUUGCCUGCAAGGCUUUCAGCUGACCCACUCACUGGGUGGAGGCACUGGCUCUGGCAUGGGCACCCUGCUCAUCAGCAAGAUCCGGGAAGAAUAUCCUGACCGUAUCAUGAAUACCUUCAGUGUGGUGCCCUCGCCCAAAGUGUCUGAUACCGUGGUCGAGCCCUACAAUGCCACCCUGUCUGUCCAUCAGUUGGUUGAGAACACGGAUGAGACCUACUGCAUCGACAACGAGGCCCUCUACGACAUCUGCUUCCGUACCCUCAAGCUCACCACGCCAACCUACGGAGACCUGAACCAUCUCGUCUCGGCCACCAUGAGCGGCGUCACCACCUGCCUCCGUUUCCCGGGCCAGCUUAAUGCUGACCUUCGAAAGCUGGCUGUCAACAUGGUGCCAUUCCCACGUCUCCACUUCUUCAUGCCUGGCUUUGCCCCUCUCACCAGCCGUGGAAGCCAGCAGUACCGGGCCCUCACUGUGCCUGAACUUACCCAGCAGGUCUUCGAUGCCAAGAACAUGAUGGCCGCCUGCGACCCGCGCCACGGCCGGUACCUCACAGUUGCCGCCGUCUUCCGUGGACGGAUGUCCAUGAAGGAGGUGGAUGAGCAGAUGCUCAACGUGCAGAACAAGAAUAGCAGCUACUUCGUGGAAUGGAUCCCCAACAAUGUCAAGACAGCUGUCUGUGACAUCCCACCGCGUGGCCUCAAGAUGGCAGUCACCUUCAUUGGAAACAGCACAGCCAUCCAGGAGCUCUUCAAGCGCAUCUCUGAGCAGUUUACGGCUAUGUUCCGCCGGAAGGCUUUCCUCCACUGGUAUACGGGUGAGGGCAUGGACGAGAUGGAGUUCACCGAAGCUGAGAGCAACAUGAACGACCUCGUCUCUGAGUACCAGCAGUACCAGGAUGCCACCGCGGAAGAGGAAGAGGAUUUCGGAGAGGAGGCAGAAGAGGAGGCCUAAGGCAGAGAGCCCUGCAUCAGCUCAGGCUGCUUAGAUCCCUCAGCUUUCUCCAACUGCCCUUUGUCCUCCAGUUUCUUUCUGCUGCCUCUGUCUUGUAUUUGUUUUGUUCUGUUUUCUCAUUGGGGGUAAAUGGUGCCUGGCACAUGGCAGGCACUCAAUAAAUAUUUGUUUGUGGAAUGUCUCCUUUCUCUUUCCACUCUGACAAACUUAGAUUUCUGACAUUCUGGUUGUUACCCUGUGCUUCCUACUGGUAUCUUUUUUUUUUUUUUUUUUUUUUUUUUGGUUUUUCCAGACAGGGUUUCUCUGUAUAUAUAGCCCAGGCUGUCCUGGAACUCAGAAAUCCGCCUGCCUCUGCCUCCCAAGUGUUGGGAUUAAAGGCGUGUGCCACUAUCACCCAACAAGUAUCCAUUUUUUUAAAUUAUUAUUUGACUGUCCAGUUAAUAUUCCAGAAUAUUCUCCAGAAACCUGAGGUCUGCUCCAGAUCCUGUGUAGAACCCAGCCCAAUUCUAAGAACUCGGAUAGUAACCAUCAUCUUAAAGCAAAGUAGUGGAUCAGGGAUGCUAGGUAGAGACCACCAGGAAGAGAAGGGGGUGGGGUUUUCCAGUCAGGGCCAUUUAGAAUCCACCUAUGCUUUCAGUCAGCAGGGCUUUGUUUUGUUUUUCUCCUGCCUCAUCUCUCAGCCUCAGGAGAGGUAUUAACAGUAUUAUCUCCAUUUAUAUCCUCCCAGCUGUCCUGAGCCAAAUCUGCCAUUGGAAGUGUCUUCCCUGUAUUGGUUCUCCUUUCUCGGAGAGAUGGGGGUUGGGGGUGCGGCAAGGUCUUGGUCUUGGUCUCUGAACACUCCCAAUUCCCGCUGAAACUCCACACUUGGGAAAGUAUGUUUCCACCUGGGUCUUUCAGACACUGCCCAGAUGGGCUGUCACCACCUCUGCCCCAUGCUCCUCCUGCCCUUGGCUUGGUCAUUUCCUACCUUUCUAUUUCGUGUUGUACCUGCUUUUUUUUUUUUUUUCAUAUUGAAAAGUUGACAUCGCCCCAGAGCCAAAAAUAAAUGGGAAUUGGAAAAAG
Mus musculus (house mouse) is the source of this 2645-nucleotide messenger RNA. RefSeq names its product tubulin, beta 5 class I (gene Tubb5). The record is from RefSeq and is marked validated. The coding region runs from base 249 to 1583 and encodes 444 amino acids. NCBI's taxonomy places the organism in Eukaryota, Metazoa, Chordata, Mammalia, Rodentia, Muridae. Gene Ontology annotation, molecular function: GTPase activity; protein-containing complex binding; MHC class I protein binding. The transcript has 4 exons. Gene Ontology annotation, cellular component: cytoskeleton; ciliary tip; cell body. Gene Ontology annotation, biological process: microtubule-based process.